Messenger RNA from Strigops habroptila (Kakapo), 1191 nucleotides. RefSeq names its product sulfotransferase family 2B member 1 (gene SULT2B1). Gene Ontology annotation, molecular function: sulfotransferase activity. The transcript has 7 exons. The record is from RefSeq and is a predicted model, not a curated record. Lineage: Eukaryota; Metazoa; Chordata; Aves; Psittaciformes; Psittacidae. Gene Ontology annotation, cellular component: cytoplasm. Gene Ontology annotation, biological process: sulfation. Bases 94 to 1050 code for a protein of 318 amino acids.
CAGACGCGGGGCCCGCCCGCAGCGCUUGGGAGCGACCGCGGCGGCUCCGGAGUGUGGCAGGCGCCGGUUGGUCCCGUGCCCCCCCCCCCCGGGAUGUCCCACGGGUACUUCCAACACGGCGGCAUCACCUUCCCGGGGCUCCUGUACAGCCCCCGCGGGCUCGAGGCCGCCCGCGACUUCCCGGUGCACGACGACGAUGUCUUCAACGUCACCUACCAAAAAUCGGGCACGGUGUGGAUGCUGGAGAUCCUGAGCCUGAUCCGGUGCGACGGGGACCCGCGCUGGUGCCGCUCGGUGCCCAACUGGGAGCGGGGCCCGUGGCUGGAGACGCUGCUGGGGCUGCGCCGCGCGCGGGGCGCCCCCCGGCCCCGCCUCAUCAGCUCCCACCUCCCCGUGCAGCUCUUCCCCACCGCCUUCUUCAGCUCCAAGGCCAAGGUGAUCUACACCGUGCGGAACCCGAAGGACGUCCUGGUUUCCCUCUAUCACUUUGCGCGGAUCUUCCGCCCCUACAAAGAUCCCGGGAGCCUGGAGCAGUUCCUGGAGCAAUUCCUGCAGGGAGACGUGCCCUUUGGCUCCUGGUUCGACCACGUGCGGGGCUGGAUGGGGCUGCGCGGCCGCGAGAACUUCUUCUGCAUCAGCUACGAGGAGCUGCAGCAGGACCUGCGGGGCAGCGUGGAGCGCCUGUGCGUGUUCCUGGGCCGGCGGCUGAGCGCGGCCGCUCUGGACGCGGUUGUGGCCAACGCCUCCUUCGCUGCCAUGAGCCGCAACCGCAUGAGCAACUUCAGCCUCUCGCCCCUCUUCAUCCUCGACCUGCGGCGCGGCCCCUUCCUGCGCAAGGGGAUCUCGGGGGACUGGAAGAACCACCUCACCCCGGAGCAGAGCUCCCGCUUCGACCGGGUGUACCGGGAGCGCAUGGCGGGGCUGGGGGUCACCUUCCCCUGGGACCCCCCCGAAGACCCUCCCGAGGACCCCCCCGAGGACGAGACCCCCCCCAGCUCCUCCCAGGACCCCCCCCAAGCCCUGCCCCCCACCCAGCCCCCCCCACCCUGACCCCCCCACACAUCGGGGGGGGGGUAGUGCCUAGUGGGGGGGGUCCCAGCGCAUCGGGCCCCCCCCUCCAUUGGAGGUGGUGGUGUCUCAAUAAAGCUGCUCUGUUGGGGGGGUCCCGAGGGGGUCUGUCCCCUCCCCCCC